AUGAAUCCUCGAUUUUCAGACAACGAAGAUGUUGUCAUGGAAAUACUCUUGCGUCUGCCAUUGAAGUCUCUCUUCAGAUUCAAGACAGUACAAAAAUCAUGGAACACCAUUAUUUCCAUGCCGAUUUUCGCAAAAUUGUACGUCGAAUCCGGUCGUGAAUUGAACCUUAAUUCCGAUUUUCUUCACAAAUCGCCGAUUGACAGCGGCGAAAUAUGUUGUCCGAAAAUCUCGGGACCAGUUAAAGAUCUAAUCUGCAUCUACAACGUUUACGCGACGCAAAGAAUCGCCAUAUUCGACCUUUCUGCUGUUAAAAUGGAAAUUAUCGAGCUUCCGAUACACACAUGGCAUAUUCUCCGCAGCAUUGGGUUCGGUUUCAACGAUAGGGACAAUGAAUUAGUUGUGGUGCAAUUGUUGUCUUGUACAGGUGGCAUAGGAUCGAGAGGCUAUAUCGAUAAACGUGUGGAUCUAUAUUUCGGUAAUAAAAAAUCGUGGAGUAAAUGUAAGCAUCAUCUUGAUGACUUGACUAUCAAGAAAGCAAUCGGGACAUGCAAGAAUGGAUCCUUUUGCUUUUGGCUAGUGGAAACGCAACCGUACAAUAGUGGUCGUUUUAUGUGUGUAUUGUCGUUCGACUUCAACAACCGCCGAUUUAGAAAAGCUCGAUUUCCGCGGCUUUUUUACGACGGUGCGCUCGACGGGAAAAAAGAGAAAAUCAAGAUUUUUGUUAAUGAUAACUCACUUGUCCUAUUUAGUUACCCGAUUUUAGGAGGUAAACUUUUGGGGAGAUGGGUGUUGAAUGUUUCUGGGAUGAUAGGGGAAUGGACCAAAUUGCCCUCCAUUGGACCUUUUUCGCAAUUGUCGAAGCCGGUUGCUACAUGGGAGAAUCAUGGGAUUUUUUUGAAGUGUAUUGAUCGUGAGGGAAAGACGUACUUUGUUUUUUACGAUUAUGCCACUCGAGAAAUAAGAAACAUUGAGAUUCCGCGGAAGAAGCACGAUCGUGUCAAGGUUGUUGAGUACAAAGGGAACCUUGUUUCGAUACGUACGUGA
Molecule: messenger RNA, 1044 nt
Organism: Erythranthe guttata (spotted monkey flower)
Lineage: Eukaryota; Viridiplantae; Streptophyta; Magnoliopsida; Lamiales; Phrymaceae
Source: RefSeq, a predicted model, not a curated record